UUCCCUUGGCCUGUUGGUUGUUUCUCUCUCUAGCUUUUUGCUAUUAGUAUUGGGUUUCACGGGUGUUGAUUCUCCCCUUUUUUCUUCGCAGCAAUCUGUCCUCCAACAACUUCAACUCCUGGGGUCUUCCCUUUUUAUAUUCUUCUUUCCACUAUUCGUUCUUUGUCCUAAGCUGCUUCUUCUCUCAGUCAUGCCAGCCCCUCCGCCAACUUCAAUUUCUUCUUCCCCUCUCUCUCUCCUCUGUUUUCUCACUCUGCUUCUCGUGUUCCACCACACACCAUCAAAAUGUGCAGCAGCGGCAGCAGCUAAACGAGCCCCCGCCCGCCGCCCACGCCUGCUCUCCGUGGACUACUACAACAAAACAUGCCCACACCUCGAGCAACUCGUCUCCUCCAUCACCAAUCAACAGUUCAGAGACGCACCAGUCUCUGCUCCAGCAACCCUCCGCCUCUUCUUCCAUGAUUGUUUUGUUGAAGGCUGUGAUGGGUCGAUUCUGAUAUCGACGAAGCCGGGCAGCAAAAUGGCGGCGGAGAAAGACGCAGAGGACAACAAGGGGCUGAGGGAAGAAGGGUUCGAGAGCAUCAAGAAGGCCAAGGCGUUGGUGGAGAGCAAGUGCCCUGGCGUUGUGUCUUGUGCUGACAUCCUCGCAAUUGCAGCCAGAGAUUUCAUCCACUUGGCGGGAGGGCCGUAUUACCAGGUGAAGAAGGGACGGUGGGAUGGGAAGAUAUCAAUGGCGUCUCGAGUAGGUUCCAAUCUGCCGCGAGCAAAUUCCACCGUCGAUCAGCUUCUCAAACUCUUCAAUUCCAAAGGCUUGUCAGCCGAUGACCUCGUCGUCCUCUCCGGUGCGCAUACGAUCGGAUUUGCGCAUUGUGAGAACUUCAUCAGCCGUCUCUACGACUACCGAGGCACGAAGCAACCAGAUCCGGCGAUCGACGGCAGGCUGCUGAAGGCGCUAAAAAUGUCGUGCCCUCGCUACGGCGGGAAUACGGAUAUAGUGGCGCCGUUCGACGUGACGACACCGUUCGUGUUUGAUCAUGCGUACUACGGGAAUUUGGAAGGUAAAUUGGGAUUAUUGGCUACGGAUCAAGCUCUGGUUUCGGAUAUGAGGAUGAAGACGAUGGUGCAGAAUUUGGCGAAGGAUAAGCAGAAGUUUUUUCAAGCUUUUGCGGCGGCGAUGGAGAAAAUGGGGUCGAUUGGCGUGAAAAGGGGACGAAGACAUGGGGAGAGAAGGAUUGAUUGUAGCAUUCAUCAGACUUGAUGCCUUUGAUGGCAUAUUUGAAAAUAGUCCCUUUUAUUUUUAUUUUUUUAUUUUUAGAAAUACAUGGGAGAAGGGGUGUUGCUUAUGUAAUUUUCAUUUUAGAACAGCAAUUGCUUUUAUUAAAAUUGCUAAAAAUCGCAUUACCAAUGCCAGAAGUAAUUUUGACUUUAA
Momordica charantia (bitter melon) is the source of this 1429-nucleotide messenger RNA. Its product is annotated as Peroxidase superfamily protein. Gene Ontology annotation, molecular function: peroxidase activity; heme binding. Gene Ontology annotation, biological process: response to oxidative stress; hydrogen peroxide catabolic process. The record is from RefSeq and is a predicted model, not a curated record. NCBI's taxonomy places the organism in Eukaryota, Viridiplantae, Streptophyta, Magnoliopsida, Cucurbitales, Cucurbitaceae.